UCGACGACGAAUUCUCCGUCAGCGACUCUUCGAUGGCUCGAGCCCUUUCUAUCAGGAAUUCAAUAUCGCUUACUUGGUCUCUGGAUAAUCUCUUACGAACCCUUUUAUGUAAAAGUCCGUAUAUAACGUCUACCUUGGCCUCCUCCGGCAAGUGGUACGGCAAUUUCGCGAACAAGGCUCUAAUCCUUACGAUAAAUACGUCAGCGCGUUCCGUACCUUGUUCUACGGAAAAUAUAUCGCGGAACACUUUAUAUCCCGGGCGCGGUACUCCGUACAUCGAUCGUAAGCGCUUAAGAGCGACUGACCACGACGUUAUUUCGUUCUUUACGCCGCGCCACCAUACAGCUGCAUCGCCGGUUAAUAGCAUAGGAAGCCCACGGAGUGCCAUGUCGUCGCUGACUGAUGCACACUCUUUGUAUAUUUCCACAGCGUCUAUAAACGCUUCCACGCAUUCAGGGUGCUGCGAUGAACCAUCAAAGCGGGUAGUGCACUUUGAAAAAUUUCCAGCAUUAGGAGACGUGAUAGCGGCGGCGGUAGAUUCACCCGGCGCCCCUCCUAAGUGCGAAGCCGCGAGAGAUUCCACAAGCCUUUGAUUCGCUUCGGCCUGAGCCCGUGUAAAGGCAGCCAAAAGCGAAGAAAGCUGGUCUCCGGACAUAAGCACAGGUGCAGGUGCGUUGGAAGUAGGCAUCGCCAUUCUCACCGAGUCUUCACUAGAACUGGAGUCAUUAAAGAUGAAAGAAAAACUUCGCGAGCGUAACGCAACCCCUGCGUCGGCGCCGAUUAGACUUAAUAGCUUCCCGGUAUCCCGGUAUAUAUAA
This is a messenger RNA of Vanessa atalanta (red admiral), 818 nucleotides long. RefSeq lists its product as uncharacterized. The record is from RefSeq and is a predicted model, not a curated record. The transcript is spliced from 2 exons. NCBI's taxonomy places the organism in Eukaryota, Metazoa, Arthropoda, Insecta, Lepidoptera, Nymphalidae.